Molecule: messenger RNA, 900 nt
Organism: Uncinocarpus reesii 1704
Lineage: Eukaryota; Fungi; Ascomycota; Eurotiomycetes; Onygenales; Onygenaceae
Exons: 2
Coding region: 1-900 (299 amino acids)
Biological process (GO): regulation of transcription by RNA polymerase II
Cellular component (GO): nucleus
Molecular function (GO): cyclin-dependent protein serine/threonine kinase regulator activity
Source: RefSeq, a predicted model, not a curated record
AUGUCUGCACCUCUGCCCGCACUGGGCAUCCUAUCGAAUUCGCUUGCAACGCCCACACAACUCGCAACGUCAUCCUCUUCUCUUGACGAGAUUCCCACCGACCUUGAGACGUCAGUUCGAUAUGCGGGCGUGAGGUUGACUCAAGCAGCCGGCGUGCUGCUUCGACUCCCCCAGGGUAUCAUUGCCCAGGCGAUUGUGCUAUUUACAAGAUUUUGGAUCGGCCCUGAAGGAGGGAGUCUUGCCAUAUAUGGCGCAAAGGAUAUAUCCGCUGCCUCCGUCUACAUCGCCGCAAAGCUCUCCUUUACUCCCGUGUCUCCGCGCUCCGUGAUCAACGUUUACGCGUUCCUGCUCUCCCCGAAAUCCUCGCCGCUCCGUUUUGUAAAUCCCUCUGGGCCUCCGUCCCAAGCGCAUCCAGAAACCUACUACGUCUCCGAAGGGUCAUAUCAAUCUGAACGUCUCUCGCUUAUGAAACUAGAGUCUACAAUACUCCGCACCCUUGGUUUCGACACUCACGCUGCCAUUCCGCACCCAAUUGCCUUUACGUACCUCCAAACCUUGGGUGCAUCCAACCCAGCUGUUUCAAAGCGGACAAUUGAACAUUUGAAUGCUGCCCUAUUUUCCCCGCAACUACUAUAUGUAACACAUCAACCCAAUGCUCUCGCUGUUGCAGCGAUAUAUCUUGCCGCCAGGGAAACUGGGGUGAAAUUAGUCGAUUGUGAGUGGUGGGAGGUAUUUGACGUGGAUAGAGAAGAGCUAGGGUUCCUCGUCGUAGCGAUGAGGAGUAUGGAAGGAUUCGCGCAGGCGGAGGAAGAGAAAUGGAAGGGAAGACUACUGCCCCUGACUGUAGCGGACGUGCAGAGGGAGCUGGAGAGAAGGAAAAUCAUGGAAGAAGAGGGAUGA